UCUGUGAGAACAUGCAGGGCGGGAAUACUACAUCAGACUUCUUCCUCUCUUCUCAAGAAAGAACUACUGGUAAAAUAUGAAACCACUACACACUCAACUCUGACGUACAAGGCGAGCAGCCAGGCAACGCAGAUACUUUUCUCUGGGUGUUGAUGAAGCAUGUUCCUGUGGCAAUAUUUGACACCUGCGCUGCUGAUAACUGUUCAAAUAUGCAAAGCACAGAAGUGUGAGGAGUUUACUGACUUAGACUUUAAACAUGCCUUUAUCGGAACAAAUCUCAGAGUAAAACUGCUGCUCUACACCAGAGAAAAUACAUCAUGUGGCCUACUGAUGUCCCACACAAACCUGUCGGCCACGCCUAGUUUCAAUGCGUCCCGUCCGACCACCUUCAUCAUCCAUGGAUACCGCCCCACUGGCUCUCCACCUGUUUGGAUGGACAGAUUCAUUCAGCUGCUACUGGAAAAAAAAGACAUGAACCUUAUAGUGGUGGACUGGAACAGAGGUGCAACAAAUGUCAAUUACAUCAAAGCAAAAGAAAACACUCUGAAAACUGGUGAAAACCUCACUGCCCUGGUCAAAGUGAUGCAGGAUUAUGGCGUUUCUCUCCACUCUAUUCACAUGAUUGGAAUCAGUCUUGGAGCGCACAUUGCAGGUUUUGUUGGAGCAAACUACAAUAGUACAAUUGGUAGAAUAACAGCGCUGGACCCCGCAGGGCCCCUGUUCACAGGCAGUGCUCCAGAAGACAGACUGGACCCAACUGACGCUCAGUUUGUAGAUGUCCUGCACACAGACAUCGAUGGCCUGGGCUUCAGAAAGCCUUUAGGUCAUAUAGACUUUUACCCCAAUGGUGGCACAGACCAGCCAGGCUGUCCAACCACCAUCUUUUCUGGAGGAGAGUAUUUUAAAUGUGACCACCAGAGAUCAGUGUUUCUCUAUUUGGAGUCUAUAAAGGAGUGUAAGAUUAGGGCAUACCCCUGCACUUCUUACAAAGACUAUCUGGAUGGAAAAUGUUUGAACUGUGAGCAGUUUGGGCCUGCUGGAUGCCCCAUAUUUGGUUAUGAUGUUAUUGAGAGAAAAGAUAUCCUUCGGGAAAUGGGCCAUACUACAACUUACUUUAAAACAAAUCCAAAAAUUCCAUUCUGCAUGACAGCCUACACAGUUGAUAUAGUAACAUGGAACCAGGAAGUACGUUUUGGAUACAUAACCAUAAAACUGCACAGCGGCAGCAAAGAAGCAUUGGCCACCAUUGAUCAUGAAGCGUCAAAGUUCAAGAAGUUCACAGAGACACGGAUGUUGGCCCAUUUUGAUUCAUACAUUGAGAGUCCAGUGGACAAGCUCUCUCUCACCUUCACCACUGGAAAUGUCUUCAAGCCUCCUUAUAAGCUCCGUGUUCUGAGACUACGGCUAACGCCCGUGGAGAACAAAGAAAGACCUCUAUGUCGAUAUGACUUUAUUCUUGAGGACAACAAAAAGAAAACAGUCAGGCCUAUUCCGUGUGAGGAGAACAACUUCUAAGGACUGCACCUUCAGGAUUAUAUGUGUCAAUCAGAGAGUUUUAGGGGCUUGACCAGGAAAUCAAAUUGGACUGCAGGACAAUCCAAUCACAGUUUUAUAGUACCUUAUCAAUAAAAUGUGAUGUCAUGUACAUUUUUUAAGAUAAUAUAUAUUUAUAGAGUAUUGCAAAGUAUUAUGCUGUUGUUUGUAAAGUAUUAUGUCAUUUUUUGUAAAGUAUUAUGUAGUUUUUUGUAAAGUACCAUCAUCAUCGUUGCCAAAAAAUAAACAGUGCCUAUACUACAUUUUGUUUUAGG
Molecule: messenger RNA, 1808 nt
Organism: Periophthalmus magnuspinnatus
Lineage: Eukaryota; Metazoa; Chordata; Actinopteri; Gobiiformes; Gobiidae
Gene: lipia
Product: lipase, member Ia
Exons: 11
Coding region: 160-1515 (451 amino acids)
Biological process (GO): lipid metabolic process
Molecular function (GO): lipase activity; carboxylic ester hydrolase activity
Source: RefSeq, a predicted model, not a curated record